Molecule: messenger RNA, 1271 nt
Organism: Poecilia latipinna (sailfin molly)
Lineage: Eukaryota; Metazoa; Chordata; Actinopteri; Cyprinodontiformes; Poeciliidae
Product: netrin receptor DCC-like
Exons: 7
Coding region: 273-1256 (327 amino acids)
Biological process (GO): cell-cell adhesion
Molecular function (GO): protein binding
Source: RefSeq, a predicted model, not a curated record
GGGAAAAAGCAGAGGAGCUUAAUUUAUACUGGUUUCAAUAAAAUAUUAAUAAAGAGCAGCUUUAGCAGAAAUAAACCUUCCUUACCUCCUUCUCUGGCGCGGCAGCCAUUUUAUUUGUUUGUGUUAGUGAACGCUGUCCUCUGAUUGGCCGCUUGUUUGUCGCAGUUCCUCCUCAGUUCCUGAACUACCCGACCAACAGCUACGCCUACGAGGCGACCGACAUCGAGCUGGAGUGCGCCGUGACGGGGAACCCUCUACCGACCGUCCGCUGGAUGAAGAACGGAGAGGAGGUCAUUCCCAGCGACUACUUCCAGAUCGUAGACGGAACCAACCUGCAGAUUCUGGGUUUGGUGAAAUCAGACGAAGGAUUUUAUCAGUGUGUGGCUGAAAACUCAGCAGGCAGCGCUCAGGCCAUGGCCCAGCUGCUGCUCAGAGAGCCAGAGGCCACACCCACUCAGUUCAGCCCCGCCCUCACGCCUCCUCUUCCUCCUUCUGGCUCCCCUUUGACUUACUCCUCCUCCUCUGAUCCCCCACCAGUGUCCCCCAGCCCAGGCGUUGCCCUUCCCUCUGCCCCCCGCGACCUGGUCCCUGUCCUAGUGUCCAGCCGGUUCGUCCGGCUCAGCUGGCGCCCCCCGGAGGAGACCGGAGGAGGCGUGCAGACGUACGGCGUCUACUACUCCCAGGCCGGAGUCGACAGGGAGCGGUCAGUGAACGUGUCGGAGCCGGAGUCCCUGGAGCUGACCGUGUCCAACCUGAAGCCCGAGGAGAGCUACAGCUUCAGGGUGGUGGCCUACAACGAGGCCGGGCCCGGGCGCAGCUCCUCCCCCCUGCAGAUCGCCACCAAGCCCGACCUCCAGGUUCCCAGCAGGGUGGAGUCUCUGCGGGCGCUGGCUCUGUCCCCCUCCUCCAUCCAGGUGAGCUGGGAGCCGCCCAGCCUCCCUAACGGACCCGUCCUGGGCUACCGCCUGCUGUGGACCGAGAGCCCGUCUGGAAAGGAGCAGAGCGUGGAGGUGAGCAACAUCAACUACAAGAUGGACGGACUCAACAAGUUCACCGAAUACACGGUCCGGGUUCUGGCCAUCAACCGCUACGGACCGGGCACCGCCUCCGAGACGGUUACCGUGACGACACACUCAGACGUUCCCAGCGCUCCUCCUCAGAACAUCACCCUGGAGGUCGUCCUGUCCCGGGUAAGUCCACACGUCUGUCCGACCCGACUGACCAUCCACAGCAUGACGCUGCCACUACCGUGCUAAAGAAUUUGUUUCAAA